CAAGACGGUGAUCAUGAUAAACAAGUCCCAUGCGAUAAUUAGAUCAAAUCAAAAGAAAAUUAUUUGUUCCUUAAAAAAAAUACAUGAUGGUAGUGAAUGAUAGUACGGACAACAAUGGUACCGAGAAUGGUAAAUCUGUGCAAGUGAAUGUUUCAGAACAGUGCAAUGAAUUCAAAGUUUCAGGUUGGGGAUAUCGACAUCAACAAUGUCUGAUUCUUUUCUUUUGUCUUCUCACCGCACUAAGCAUGCGAUCAUGUAUGGGAGUAGCCUUAGUAGAUAUGGUAAACAGCAACAUUGAGUAUUCCGAUAAGAAUUUAGUCCUUGCUAAUGCAACGGAUAUAAAUUCACUAGGAAAAAAAUAUAACGGGAGUUACUUAAAGGAAAAUAAUAUAACUGACGAUACCGAGGCUAAAAGUCACAUUCAAGUGGUUCUACAUUCACUUUUGUUGAUACCACCAUACCCCAAAUUCCAAUGGACCAAAAAGACCCAGGACAUAGUAACGUCAUCAUUUUUUUGGGGCUAUAUGCUGCUGCAGAUACCAGGUGGACAACUGGCACAUCGUUUUGGUGCUCGAUACCUACUGACUGGAGCUCUCUUGAUAAAUGCAGUUAUGUCCUUCUGUGUACCUUGGGCAGCAUUUUAUGGUGGUUGGAUAUUGUUGGCAAUAUUCCGAAUGGUACAAGGUUUGACCCAAGCUUGCUUGCUGCCGGGAGUUCAUACCAUAUUGGGAAAAUGGGCACCUUUAGAAGAGAGAGGUAGAUUAGCUGGCUGGGCUUAUGGAGGUUCCGUCCUAGGUGCAGUGUUGGGUUUAACUAUAACUGGUUUCAUCGCAACAUCGCCACUAGGUUGGCCUGGUAUUUUUCGUUUCUACGGAAUAAUCUCAGCAAUCAUUGGCAGUGUGAUGUGGAUUUUUGGAGCGGACACUCCUGCUCAGCACAAAAGUAUAUCCGCUACUGAGAGACGAUAUAUUGAAGAGAGGUUAGGUAGCAAUGGAAAGAAGAAACGCUCGAUCCCCUGGUCUAGCAUUCUUCGGUGUCGUGGUGUUUGGGCAAUAAUAGCAGCUCAUGUAGGCCAAUCGUGGGGCCAACUUACCUUCUAUACUGAAGUUCCAGCCUUCAUGGACAAAGUUAUGGGAGUUAAUAUAAAAGCGAAUGGAAUGCUCACAGCGUUGCCGUAUCUUAUGAUGUGGUUCGCAAACUUCUUCUUCACCUGGUUCUCCGACAUGUUGAUUGUUAAAAAGAUUCUCAAUGUAGCUAAUACAAGAAAAUUAGCUAAUUCAUUUGGAAGCUUUCUUCCAGCCAUUGGUCUGGUGGUGUUGGCGUUUGUUCCUAAGAACAUCUAUGUGGUUGAAGCUGUACUUAUCAUUCUCUGCGUCUGCAAAGUCGCUGCCAACGUCGGAUUUCAUAUUAACCAUAUCGACCUAUCAAGUAACUUUUCCGGGACUUUGAUAGGCUUAAGCAACUUCGCUGCCAAUGCGUUUGGUUCACUAGCACCGAUAGUAGCUGGUCUCAUCCUUACUGAUGUCACUAGUGAAUAUCUAUGGAGGAAAGUUUUCUUUGUGUCUGCUGGUUUGUACGUUAUUACGAAUCUGGUUUAUGUGAUGUUUGGGGAGGGAGAGAAGGCAGAUUGGGACAACCCCCCCGAAGACGACAGUGAGGAAGAAAAAGAAGACUCCAAUGAAUUGGAAUCAAUGAUAAAGGAAAAUACAGUUACUUUACAACAGUAAUAAGAUAUAUUCCACAAUUGUUUAGUGUCUACUUUAUAUUGUAAUUAGGUUUAUGUAUUUAUGAAAUUAUUGCAAUCGAAAUUAAUA
This is a messenger RNA of Pararge aegeria (speckled wood butterfly), 1814 nucleotides long. Its product is annotated as putative inorganic phosphate cotransporter. The record is from RefSeq and is a predicted model, not a curated record. Gene Ontology annotation, cellular component: plasma membrane. Gene Ontology annotation, biological process: transmembrane transport; monoatomic anion transport. NCBI's taxonomy places the organism in Eukaryota, Metazoa, Arthropoda, Insecta, Lepidoptera, Nymphalidae. Gene Ontology annotation, molecular function: transmembrane transporter activity. The transcript has 10 exons. Bases 84 to 1727 code for a protein of 547 amino acids.